AUGAAAAUACCAGGUGUCUUUCUGCUCCUCUCUCUGGCUCUUUUCUGCUUUUUCUCAGGUGUCUUCAGUCAAGGAGAAAAGAUUGACUGUGCUGAGUUCGGGGAUCCUAAGGUCUAUUGCACUCGGGAAUCUAAUCCCCACUGUGGCUCUGAUGGCCAGACAUAUGGCAAUAAAUGUUCCUUCUGUAAGGCAGCGGCGAAAAGUGGUGGGAAGAUCAACCUAAAGCACUAUGGAACAUGCUGAAUUGGAGCCACUGUUUUGUGCUGAGCUGCCAACUCUCUGAGACUUCUUUUCUUGUGUAUGCUUUGAUUUUUCUCUAGAAGAUAGCUUAGAUUUAUAAAAACACAUCUUCUUCUCUGCCUGGGUCUUGGAGAGUUCAAUAUAUAAUAUUUUCCUUGAUUUGCUUAACAAUAAAAUAAA
This is a messenger RNA of Eptesicus fuscus (big brown bat), 420 nucleotides long. RefSeq names its product serine protease inhibitor Kazal-type 6. Gene Ontology annotation, molecular function: protein binding. The transcript has 4 exons. The record is from RefSeq and is a predicted model, not a curated record. NCBI's taxonomy places the organism in Eukaryota, Metazoa, Chordata, Mammalia, Chiroptera, Vespertilionidae. Bases 1 to 243 code for a protein of 80 amino acids.